Molecule: messenger RNA, 3562 nt
Organism: Rattus rattus (black rat)
Lineage: Eukaryota; Metazoa; Chordata; Mammalia; Rodentia; Muridae
Gene: Znf180
Product: zinc finger protein 180
Exons: 4
Coding region: 31-1977 (648 amino acids)
Biological process (GO): regulation of transcription by RNA polymerase II
Molecular function (GO): DNA-binding transcription factor activity, RNA polymerase II-specific; RNA polymerase II cis-regulatory region sequence-specific DNA binding
Source: RefSeq, a predicted model, not a curated record
CUUGGCACCACGCCACACCCGGAGGGGACCAUGGAGCAGCAAGAUGAUGAGUCCCCGGAGUCCCUGCAGGCCUGUGUGGAGAACUUUGUUCUACCCCAAGAGAUGAUCAUCGAAGUGGAGGGAGAAGAUGCUGGGUCACUGGACAUCUUGCCUCAGGAGAGCACAGACUUCAAGAUUGUGACUGUGGACCUCACGGAGGAGGGACAGAGCACUUGGAGCAAGGCCCAAAGAGCCCCAGAGAGACCUGUGACCCUGGCAGGCCCUGGAAGGGACCUAUGGGACUCGACAGCUGUACACAGAAUAGAAGAAACAACCUCAAAGCAGACCGUCUUUGAUGAAGAACCGUCCCGUGGAUUGAAGCCAGAGGUGUUGGCAAGAGAUGAUCCUUGGCUUUCUUCAUGUGGGGAGCAGUUGGGGAAACAACAGGACAAGCAAGAGGAGGGGGUCUUGACCCAGGGUAGUGCUGGUCCUCCUGGGACUGUCUACGGGGAUCCUGGCCUUGACAGGAGUUGCCUGAGUACCAGCCGGCCUUCAUUCCCCAUGAUACCUCUCAGAAACCAUUUUCAUAAACAAGCGUCACAUGUUAAAAAGUUACAUGGUGAUGUUGCAAAUAGUCACCAACAGAUCAACAACAAUGCGGAUUUCUUUGAAGAUGACAAAUCUGGGAAAGUUCCUCAGAGCCUUCAUCCCACUCAGUGUAUAAGAACCCCGAAAGGAGAGAAAGCCUGUGAAUUUAACGGUCGUGUUCAACCCUUUGGCCAAGGUGUGCCCCUAAAUCUAAAUGAAAAAGUUCGUUUGGAAGGUAAAAGCUUUGGCUUUAAAGGUCGCGGGCAAGUUUUGAACCAUAGCAUAGCCCUCAAUGAGCAACAGAAGCUUCUCAUUAAAGAAGGCCAGUAUAAAUGUACCACCCCAAGUCCGUCUCUUCCCCAAAACCUGAGAAACUACUCUGAGGAGAAACGUUUUGAAUGUAAGUACUGUGGCAAGUCCUUCAGCUGGAGCUCCCAUCUCAUUGCUCACCAAAGAACCCAUACGGGGGAAAAGCCGUACAAAUGCAACCUGUGUGGGAAGUUCUUCACCCGGAGCUCACACGUCGUUUCUCAUCAGAGGAUUCAUACUGGAGAGAAACCAUACAGGUGCAAUCUGUGCGGGAAGUCUUUCACCCAGAGGUAUGUGCUCGUGGUGCAUCAAAGAACUCACACUGGCGAGCGUCCUUAUGAAUGCAACCAGUGUGGGAAGUCGUUCCGCCAGAGCUACAAACUCAUCGCGCAUCAAAGAACCCACACGGGAGAGAAGCCGUACGAAUGCACCCAGUGUGGGAAGUCAUUCAUCCAGAGUUACAAGCUCAUCGCGCAUCAGAAAAUUCACUCUGGAGAAAAACCUUACGAGUGCAGUCACUGUGGCAAGUCCUUCAGCCAAAGCUAUAAGCUUGUUGCCCAUCAGAGGACUCACACAGGAGAGAAACCCUUCGAGUGUAACUACUGUGGGAAAUCAUUCAGCUGGAGCUCCCAGCUGGUGUCGCAUCAAAGAACCCACACGGGAGAGAAGCCUUAUGAGUGUAACGAGUGUGGGAAAUCAUUCAAUCGCAGCUCACACCUUGUCAUGCACCAGAGAACUCAUACUGGAGAGAAGCCGUAUCAGUGCAAGCAGUGCGGGAAAUCUUUCAGUCAGAGUUACGUUCUCGUCGUUCACCAGAGGACACACACCGGGGAAAAGCCUUACGAGUGCGGCCAGUGCGGGAAGACGUUCCGGCAGAGCUCCUGCUUUACCCAGCAUCAGAGGACUCACACCGGAGAGAAGCCCUAUGAGUGUAAUCAGUGUGGGAAGACCUUCAGCCUAAGUGCCCGGCUUAUUGUCCACCAGCGAACCCACACUGGGGAAAAGCCCUACAAAUGCAGCCAAUGUGGCAAAGCCUUUAUUAGCAGUUCUAAGCGCAGUAGGCACCAGGCUACUCACAGCGAGGAGUCCUGCAAGUCCUGACCAGUUGAGAGUCUGAGCUGGAGUCGACUCCUGUCAGUCCAAUACUCUGAAGUUCCGUUUGAAGGAAUGCACUUGACCAGAAGUGUCGGUGUGAGAAGAAUGCACACAGACCUUUCCUCACCCCGUGUCAGUGACAGAAAGGAGUAAGGCCUUCGGUUUGGCAGAUGUGGACAAGAGGUCCCUGGAGAAGAAAAGCUGUUACACCCUGGCAGCGGUGCGUUCUAGGAUGACUGCAGGCAUCGUCCCUAAGCCAAUCUCAAAAGGUCACCUUUAACUGUCAGAAAUCGUUUCCCAAAGCACUCUGUGUACAGAGAAGGCAGAAGCUAGACUUAGAAAAACUGAAUGCUAGAUCAAAUACUGCAAGCUUAGUGCAGAAGCCCUCUUGUUUGUGAGUUCGGCCUGGUCCUUGAGAGCACAGCUUCUCUGUUGCAAAGCUGGCACUCUGUAGAUUUUGUUCAGGAGGUGUGCGUUCUAAAUGCUCUUACUUAGGGAAGUUAACUGCUGGCCAGCAGCUUUGCUCUCCUGCUGCUGGCUCUUUUCCUUCAUGCUACUAGAUGGCUAAGCCACGACCUCCCACCUUAUCCCCCGUACAGAGUCCUCAUACCUACUCACUUCAGGCAGGUGAGCCAUUUGUUCCCUCAUUUAUGCAGGCUUAACCAUUCAGGUUCCAGUCAUAGCCAAACGUAAGCUCACUUCAGAGUACCCUACUGCUCUUCAAAGGAGCUGCUUUUCUACUGCAAAGCUUGCUCUUAUGCUGUCCUUACUAGUCAUUCCGUGCCAUCAGGAGACAACAUAGGAGUCACUGCCUCAGAGUGACAGGUGGCCAUUAAGUUGUCAGGGCCCUAGUCUGCUAAACCAAGCUCAUCUGAGCCAAGGAAUGGUCUCCCUUGUCCUCAAAGCCCCCUACAGUAUUGCUGUGGAUGCUGGCCAUGAGCUGGAAGGGUCAGGAAAUCCACAAGCAGGGUUAAGCUUGGACCAGCAUGGAGGUGAACCCGUGCUAAAAACCCAUCACUAGUGAGGCUGAGUCAAGAGGCUUGUUCAAGCCAGCCUGUGUUACAUAGCAAGACUGUCUUGAAAGAAAGAAAAAGAAAGAAAACAAACUCGUCCUAUGUGUACUCCUACAUACAUACUAAACGUUGGUUCUUUUCCCUGAAGAAAGAAAGCACUCAGAUCCUAAUCUCAGAGAACCUAAUUCGAAAACCAAUGGCCUUUCCUAAGAGACUUACGUCAACCGUUGGCUGCUGGAUGUGCUGUGGUGACUCAACUUAGACCUUAUGUUGGAUCAGGGUAUUUGACCGUGUCAGUCUGCCUAGUUGCCCUGAUUGGUAGUUUAUUACUUGUUUUAUACACUUCUGUUAAAUGUGAAGAUUUUCUACAACUAAGGCAAAUGGCCAGUGGAAAUCAAACACAUGUCAAGACCAUAGAGACUCUGGAACCUCCUUGAGAAAGUGUUUAUGUAUAGUGUGAAGUUGAAAAGGGAUAAUAAGCUAUUUAUUGAUACCGUUGUUUAUGUUGUUAUCUCUCCGAGAUGCAUGUUGUGCUAUAACAUGGUACAAGGAAUAAAACUUUAUCUGAAGCAAAAAAA